AUGGCCAAGCCGCUGGAUCUGGGCCUGGAGGAGCGCCUGCUGAAAGCCCGCAUCCAGUAUGUUGCCCAGCUAAAAGAAGCGCUGCUGGACAGUGACUCCCUGCUGCACAACACGCUGGAGGUGUACACCUCCAUAAUCGACGAGAUCGCGGAGGAGGUGGUGCACGAGGUCGCGGCGCUCGUGGCCCAGGGCCUGGAGGACGUGCGGAUCCCGCGCAACAUCUGCGUGGAGAAGGAGGCGGCAUCCACUGUGCCGCCUGGCCGAGUCAGCGUGGAUGUGUUUGGGGUGCCCGCCUCCUCCCUCCCCAUCGACCCCGUCUCAUGUCCCAACUGUGCACGUCGGGUGGCUGCAAGCCGCUUCGCCCCCCACCUGGACAAAUGCAUGGGCCGGGGGCGGAUUGGGGCGGGCAGGUGA
Messenger RNA from Auxenochlorella protothecoides, 414 nucleotides. Its product is annotated as SAGA-associated factor 11-like protein. The record is from RefSeq and is a predicted model, not a curated record. The coding region runs from base 1 to 414 and encodes 137 amino acids. Lineage: Eukaryota; Viridiplantae; Chlorophyta; Trebouxiophyceae; Chlorellales; Chlorellaceae. The transcript has 3 exons.